AUGCCUCGUCGCCAUUCCCUCGCCGAAGGUAACCAUGAGAUCGACAUAUCCCCAGGGUUUGGAGGUCGAGCCGUUGAAGCCCUUAAUCGUUUUCCGGCAACCGAAGAUCCAGACGCCCUCGCCGCCAUGUCGAUCGAGGAGCUGAAAUCUGCUAUAGAAGAGCACUUUAAUCUUACGUCAGAUCUUGUUCAGAAGAUCUCUUCCGAAUUUCGCACCAACCUUCGCCCUGCUUACGAUAACUUUUUGGCUUUUUUUCAUUCCAUUGAUUGGAAGGAACCCUGGCUAUUGGGAUUGUUAACAUUCCAUGUUGUAUUGCUGCUUGUAGCUAUCAUCUCUAGGAAGAAUACCAACUUUCAGAUGUGCUUGUUUCUUUUGACGUUGGCUGGUGUAUAUCUCGCCGAGAGACUGAAUAGUUUUCUGGGGGGGAACUGGAAAAGCUUCUCUAGUCAAAACUAUUUUGAUCCAAGUGGAGUAUUUAUGUCAGUUUUUUGGUCUGGACCUCUUCUUGCAUUGGCUAUGAUAGUCUUGAUCAAUACACUAUUUUCCUUAUGUUACUUGACUGUGAAGUGGAAAAGAGCUGAACUAACACAUCGCGCAAGGGCCGCUCGUAUUAAGCAGGCAUAG
Molecule: messenger RNA, 624 nt
Organism: Vicia faba (fava bean)
Lineage: Eukaryota; Viridiplantae; Streptophyta; Magnoliopsida; Fabales; Fabaceae
Source: the annotation of a GenBank genome assembly